This is a messenger RNA of Clarias gariepinus (North African catfish), 2777 nucleotides long. RefSeq names its product ring finger protein 41 (gene rnf41). Bases 254 to 1210 code for a protein of 318 amino acids. The transcript has 7 exons. The record is from RefSeq and is a predicted model, not a curated record. Lineage: Eukaryota; Metazoa; Chordata; Actinopteri; Siluriformes; Clariidae. Gene Ontology annotation, molecular function: zinc ion binding; ubiquitin protein ligase activity. Gene Ontology annotation, biological process: protein ubiquitination. Gene Ontology annotation, cellular component: endoplasmic reticulum tubular network.
CACGCAUCGCUUUCGGCUAAGGAAGAGGAAGGUGUUGUUUUACAGACGCUGUAGAAAUAUUGGGGGAAAUCGCAGUAAACUCAUCGAAUUCAGAGAGGACACGGGGACUGGGACCGGUACUGAGAGAUACGGAGAGCGAAGCGUGAUGAGGUUUCCGUAGGAGGACACCCACUCCAUCUGACCCCUGAGGAAGAUCGAGCAGCAGAAAAACAUGAGGCUUGAGUCAGGUAUGAGAGAGGUCCAGUAAUGUGCCAUGGGGUACGACGUCACCAGGUUCCAGGGGGAAGUGGAUGAGGAUCUGCUUUGCCCCAUUUGCAGCGGAGUGCUGGAGGAGCCAGUGCAGGCCCCGCACUGUGAGCAUGCCUUCUGUAAUGCCUGCAUCACGCAGUGGUUUGCGCAGCAGCAGAUCUGCCCCGUGGAUCGCACCGUGGUGACGCUGGCACACCUGCGGCCGGUGCCGCGCAUCAUGCGUAACAUGCUGUCCAAGCUGCAGAUCUCAUGCGAUAACGCCGGCUUUGGCUGCACGGCCACGCUGCGCCUCGACCAGCUCCAGUCUCACCUCAAAGACUGCGAACACAACCCUAAGCGACCCGUCGUCUGCGAGGAGGGCUGCGGGUUGGAGAUGCCCAAGGAUGAGGUGGCGAACCACAACUGCAUCAAGCACCUGCGCAGCGUCGUGCAGCAGCAGCAGACCAAGAUAGCGGACCUGGAGAAAACCGCAGCUGAGCACAAACACCAGCUGGCGGAGCAGAAACGGGACAUCCAGCUCCUUAAGGCGUACAUGAGGGCGAUCCGGAGCGCAAACCCCAACCUGCAGAAUCUGGAGGAGAGCAUUGAGUAUAACGAGAUCCUGGAGUGGGUGAACUCGCUUCAGCCGGCUCGUGUGACGCGCUGGGGCGGCAUGAUCUCGACGCCCGACGCCGUCCUGCAGGCCGUCAUCAAGCGCUCGCUCAUCGACAGCGGAUGUCCCCUGUCCAUCGUCAACGAGCUCAUCGAGAACGCCCACGAGCGCAACUGGCCUCAGGGCCUGGCCACGCUGGAGACGCGCCAAAUGAACCGCCGCUACUACGAGAACUACGUGGCCAAACGCAUCCCGGGCAAACAGGCCGUGGUGGUGAUGGCGUGCGAGAACCAGCACAUGGGCGAGGACAUGAUACUGGAGCCGGGAUUAGUCAUGAUCUUCGCUCACGGCGUGGAGGAAAUCUUAUAGUCAGGACUUGGACAGAUUUUGGGGGGGGGGGAAAGACGCAAAGUUUGAGAUUUGUUUUUUCUGUUUGUUUGUUGUUUGAAGAUCUUUACCUCAUGAAGGGGACGAAACCAUGUGUUCAUGAAGGAACAGAACGGACCGUGUGAACACCCACACCUCCAGCCGGGAAUCCUGUUGCCUUAAAAGAGCAGAUCCAGGAGAGAAAGGGAAAAAAAUAAAAAUUAAAAAAGGUAAACCACGAAGAAAUGCUGGAGCUUUAUCGUUAAUCACCACUGACUAAACGAAUCCAAGUCGCUUUACCACUUUGUUGUUAAUAUACCUGAUCUCAUGCGUGCUUUGUAAAUAUGGAAAAUUUAUGAAUGAAAUAUGAACAUAUAUGCUAUCUAUUCUUGGUAUUGUAGAAUAGCGAAGACUUUUUUUUUUCACUCCCUUUUUUUACAAGGAUUGAUUACGGCGCCAGUACAGAGGCAUGUACCGACAGACUCUCCAUCGGGAGUUAGAUCGGACAUUAUUAUAAUAUAUAUAUAUAUAUAUACACAUAAACUUAUACAUUAUAUACAUUAAGCAUCUUAAACGUAUAUAAUGAGGAUUUUUUUUUUUUUUUUUUUUUUUUUUUAAUGUGUGUUUAUUUCGCGUCUGCAAUUUCUGUGCUAGCUUCAGCCGAUCUCGAUUUAAGCUGUGAGUCGGCGCGGGUCAGAAAAAAAUAAGCCUGUAGAGUACAGACCUGAGAGGAACAUAAUAUCUUUGACAUCUGCUAAACUGCUGGCACUUAAGCGAGAGGAAUGAGGAGGAGGAGGAGGACACGGAGAACUGUGUGUGGGCUGUAAUUGUUCGUUCCCUCCAAACCUCGACCGCGGCUUCGACUUCAUGGCUGCGGGUUUUGAUUUAUUUCCAGUUUAAAUCCGUUUUUUAAAAGAACUACAUCACGUCUCACAGGCUAAUCCGUUCCGGAUCCCGUUGUUUUUGUUGUUUUUUCCGAGGCGUGCGUUUCCCGCUGCUCAAAGAUUUCUAUCAGGAAAUCAUAGUCGCGUCAUGCAGUUGGAGGACGCACUAUCGUCUCUUCCUGUUUUACAAAAAUAUAAAUAAAUAAUUCUAAUCGAGACGACUGAAAACUAAUCUUACUCUGCCCCAUAAGGUGUGCGCAAGUCUCGGUUCUAUCCACUCAUUCGUCUUUCUUUGCCUCGAUGCCACUUCAACACAAGUGUUUUUGCUUCUUUAUGCUUCUUUAUGUUUUGUGUAAUUGAUUACUCUGUUAAAAAAAAAAAAAACACAAUUAAGUGAAUUUAUUUUGCAUAUAUUUUUUUGUCUUGGUUUUUGCUGUACAUAGUUGAUUUUAAACAAAGCUCUGAUGUAACUCUCGUGUGCCACGGUCGGCUUUUGUUCUCGUCACCAAAGUGUUUUUUGCGACUUUUGCUCAUUGUGCUUUUGUUGUUGUUGUUAUUGUUAUUCUGCAAAGAAAACACAAAGAAAUCUGUCUCAUAUCCUGAUGGUGUAUGUUGUCUAGUUCGUUCUUAUUCGUUUGGUGCAUGUCGUUCGCAGAGCGUCUCAAAACGACCACGUCUAAGAUUUU